Gongylonema pulchrum is the source of this 669-nucleotide messenger RNA. The record is from the annotation of a GenBank genome assembly. Lineage: Eukaryota; Metazoa; Nematoda; Chromadorea; Rhabditida; Gongylonematidae.
AUGUCCUAUAAAUCUUUCGCUUUUUUAGCUGAAGUGGAAACAGUUCGGGAGCGUCAGGGCUUUUCGUCAGAUGAAGCAGACGCGUCUGCUCCCAGUACAAGUAAACGAACGGCGAAAAUUACUGCAGCUUCAGGCGUCCAUGAUUGUAACAUCGUCCAGAAAAAUCUAACACGCAGCAGUGAUCAGCCGGAUAUCUCUCCACCACGUCGCAAAAUAAAGAAGGAACCACCCGAUUCAGAUGCCUCGCCACCAAGAAAUCACACCGGAAGGAGGACGAACUUUUCAAGGGGGGAUUUAAGCAGCAGGAGUGAGGAUUCGGAUAUCUCACCAGUGCGACGCGGUAAUGCGGCAGACGACAAUGAUUCGGAUGUGUCGCCUCCUCGUAGACGACGAGCCAGGGGCGACAGUGCUGAAGAUGGCUCUGUACGGCGAAGAGACGAAUCUGACCAUUCUGGGCAUCAAAAACGGAAACAUGGGGAACGUGAUUCUACGCGACGGCGAAGAAGUAGAAGCAGAGAUCAUGAUUCUUAUGAUUCAGUAAAACGUUCCAGAAGAGAUGGCGAAAAAUUGAGAACCCGUGAUCGCAGAAGGAAUGAAAGUCGAGGUGGACAUCACCGAGAUCGUGAAGGUUGCUCAUUUAAAAUCAUUGUCGCCUUUUUUGGUUUUUAA